This is a messenger RNA of Encephalitozoon romaleae SJ-2008, 1194 nucleotides long. RefSeq names its product putative DNA polymerase alpha/epsilon subunit B. The transcript has a single exon. The coding region runs from base 1 to 1194 and encodes 397 amino acids. The record is from RefSeq and is a predicted model, not a curated record. Gene Ontology annotation, molecular function: DNA binding. Gene Ontology annotation, biological process: error-prone translesion synthesis; DNA-templated DNA replication. Gene Ontology annotation, cellular component: epsilon DNA polymerase complex. Lineage: Eukaryota; Fungi; Microsporidia; Unikaryonidae.
AUGAGAGAAAGGAUUUAUAAGGAAUUUACUUGUGAAAGAGGAAUAAUGCUUUCUUCUGACGCAUUGGUAUACUUAGAGGAUAAUGUCAAGAGUGAAGCAAUGCUGAAAGCCAUAUCUUCAGAAUAUAGGAGAAGAAAUGGACAACGGCUUGCAGAUAUAAAUUCAAUCCGGGAAGUUGUUGAGUCUUUUGAUGCCAAGAAGGACACCUACAACAUCUUGAAUCAGGAAUUCAAGGAGAAGAAUGAGUUACUGAAGUACAAGCAUCUUUUGGAAAAGAUAGAUAGAAUAGUUACACCUAUAUACUUGUUGGGAGAAGAAUGUGCCACGAUUUUUGGAUGCUAUUACAAAGACAGGGAGGGAAGAGAGGUUCUUGAGGAUGAUGGAGAUGUGAUUCCUCUUGACAUGAGCAAGUGCAAUGAAGACGUGUUUUUAUGUGACAAUAUAUUCAUUGCCAUUGAGGGAAAGAAGACAGAUGGUAAGUUUGUCGGGCUUAAAGUAUAUCUUCCAAGUGUGGAAAAGAAGGUCGGGAGCCUAUCUAAGCUGAUCAAGAAGGACCUCAAGAUAUUAUUUUUUUCAGACUUCCAGAUGAAUGAAGUUAAUGGAAGGACUCUAAGGAAAAUCCUGGGCAAGAUGCCAGCAGACAUUGUUGUGCUCAUGGGAAGGCUUUACCCUGGCAUAUCUUCGACCAUUCCCUGCAUUAGCUUUAUGGAUGGGCUUAGACCAAAUAAUGCUCAGACGGAGACUCCAGACAUCAUUCUAUGCCCGGAUGCAGAUGAUACCUAUCCAUCGUUCCUUCCAAAGGAGAUAGAAGUACCGAGGGAAUAUGGUAAGUUCAUUAAGGCUGCAAGCAAUCCAUUUAUACUUGAGACCUAUGGAUAUUCAAUAGGAGUUAUUAGAGAGGAUAUAUUUAGGUACAAAGAACAAGGAACAUUUAUUGGGAAGAACUAUGUGGAUUCUUUUGCAAGGGAGAUUCUAUCCCAACACAGCUUCAAUCCAUUUGGAAUCUCAAAUCUGGACAUUGACAGAGUUCCAGAUAUGUUUAUUGUAGGCCAAGACUUCUAUCCUUUCAUUACAUCAGUAGAAGACACAAUGUUCAUCUCCUGCCCUAGUUUCAAAGAUGAAAUGGCUUUUGUAUCUUAUGAAACCUCUUCCGGGGAUCCCAUCAUUCUUAGCACCAGGCAUCUCUUGUCAUAG